This is a messenger RNA of Pseudo-nitzschia multistriata, 1575 nucleotides long. The record is from the annotation of a GenBank genome assembly. NCBI's taxonomy places the organism in Eukaryota, Bacillariophyta, Bacillariophyceae, Bacillariales, Bacillariaceae.
GCCUACCGGUAAUAGAUGCAAGUUUCUGAUUCAAACUCGGGUGACAGAUAAGGUGACUGCAUCUUAGUCGGUACGAGUGUCGAAUAAAGAUUCCGACUAGACAAAGACAAUUCAAGAGCUUUCAGACUGAAUAUCAGCAUGAACAACAUUUGCAAGUCAGCCACUGUUUUGAACCUAGUCGUUGCAUUCACCUACGGGUUCACAGCAACACUAAAUGUAGCAUUGCCCAAGAAAUCCUUGUGCUUGAUGGUCGCCAGCCAGAGCGAAGAUGUCGACAGGUUUUGCAAGGCGCGAGAACUGGUUCGGUCUUUGGUUGAAGAAGACAAGUGCUAUUCGAAGAAUUCUGGUGCGAUAGCAUUUGGAGAGGUUUGUGCUGCAAAUUGUAUCUACGAAGAUUGUUUCGAACCUCAGCCUUUUGUGGGAAAACGAGUACGUUGUUUUGAUAUAGACUGGCUCGCGUGUUAUGAAGUGGUAUAUUGAAUUUCCGUCGUUAGGCCGAUCGCUUCACAAUGACUUACAUCCACUACAUCCCAACUGCUUUUUCAGGCCGUUACCAAUCAUGUUGUUUCCAAAGCUAACCAAAGAAAGGGAAAAGGAGGUGUGCGUAUUGAUAGAAUCAGUGACGGAAGUUCAGCUUGUGGUUUCGCCUGGACGUGGGUGUCAGAAGAUGGGAAAGAGGAAGGUCUUCGUGGUACAACAUUCGUAGAGCUUAAUGAGAACGGCGAAAUCCAAUACGUCCGUGAGAUCCCUGAGCCGCUGUAUAAACCUGGUGACUUGACGUUGGAACUUCUUAAGGGAGUAACAAAGGACGCUGUAGCGAAGCCGCCCCCAAUUUACGAGUCAAAAACUCCCCAGUCAGCCAACGAGGUCGCGAAGUAUUUAUUCUACGAGGUCCAGGGUGGUGAUAUCGACGAAUCCAUGCGUCUCUUUUCCGAUAGCAUUAUUUACCGCGAUUUUAACUACGACGAGGUCCUCAGAGGCAAAACAGAGGUUCGAAAGUUUAUAGAAGAUUUUUCUUUCCCUGGUAUUGAAUUCAAGCCGGAUCGAUUCGACGAUGGAAAAUUCAGCACAUGCUUCACGUGGGAUGUAUGCCUGGAUGGCCAGGAAGAUUCUAUCAAGGGUAUGAGCUUCUACGAAAUUGAUCCGGAAUCUCGUCUUGUCACUUACGUUCGAGGUAUGUAUUGUGUGCGUGUGUUUUGUAUGCUGCGAUUUUUAAACUGAAAUAUUAUUUGUUUGCACCUUUCUUUUAGAUGUUCCUGAAUCGGCCAUCAAACCACCUCCGCUUGGUGGCCUGGCUAGAGCGCUUAGACCUGGUCUUGGGGUAUUUCAGGGAGUGCCGACAGGAAGUAGACCGGGUGGAAUGUAGAUCGUAGACAACUAAAUUAUCCAUGUCAUAUAGAUUCAUUUUCAUCAAAAGCGAACCUCUUGCUUUGACAAAACGAGCAAUCGCGUUGCAUUGGUUCGAUAGAUGGCUACGAGGAAUAUUGCGCGUGCAACUAUGCCACUCACGAAACAUAUUGCUGCAUAGCAUCUACAAAUACUGCACUGUCUCUGUUUACGCUACUUCUAAUCGUA